CAUAUCUGCAGCUCCAGACCAAGAGGAUUCCUCUCUUAUUCUAUCCCGACUUCAUCCUAAGCUGGACCGCAAGCUUUAAGAGGAGAGACAGAAGAAGAGGGAAGAGCUUUGUAACUUCAUUGAAAAGGGUGAGAGUGUAAAGAGAGACAGAGAGAGAGAGCAGGGGAAAUUUCCCCUUCGCCCUCUCUCGACCCAGAUCACCGUCAGGCUGGCUGGCACAGCCAUGGCCUUCACCUUUGCGGCCUUUUGCUACAUGUUAACACUCGUAUUGUGUGCUGCCCUCAUCUUCUUCGUCAUCUGGCAGAUUAUUGCUUUUGAUGAGCUGCGUACAGACUUCAAAAAUCCCAUCGAUCAGAGCAACCCCACCAGAGCGAGGGAAAGAAUAUUGAACAUCGAAAGAAUCUGCAACCUCCUUCGAAGGCUGGUGGUUCCAGAGUAUUCCAUCCACGGGCUGUUCUGUCUGAUGUUCAUGUGUGCAGGGGAGUGGGUAACGCUGGGCCUUAACAUCCCCCUGCUCCUCUAUCACCUCUGGAGGUUUUUCCACCGUCCUGCAGAUGGGUCUGAGGUUAUGUAUGAUCCAGUGAGUGUGAUGAAUGCAGAUAUUCUGAAUUACUGCCAAAAGGAGUCCUGGUGCAAGCUAGGCUUCUACCUUCUGUCCUUUUUCUACUAUCUGUACAGUAUGGUGUAUGCUUUGGUCAGCUUUUAAGUGAUCAAAUGAAGGACGGACGAUUGCGAAAGAAAAGAGAAAAACGACAGAAUAAAGACCGAACUAUGUCACGCUCUCCUCUCCCUCAUCCGCAAACCUUGUUCAGCUCCUCCUCAGAUCUCCUGGGUGGGGAUGGAUGAUGGACAGAUGUAGAAAAAGCUCAAGAAAGGAGGCAUUUAAAAGCCAUCAAUGUUAAGCUGCCUCAAUCACUGCCAUUACAAAAAAAACAAGUGGAGAGGUGGACCAAAAGAAAAUGAGUGCAACAGAAAAAGAGAAAUACGGUGAACAAAAGGCUCAGGCAGUGUAGAUGUUUUGUAACACCAUUGAAUUUCUCAAGGGCUGCUGAAAAUUUCUGCUGCUCAUAGUAUCAAAUGGUUCUUCUUAAUCUCUACAAAGAGACACAUAACGUGCUACUGAGGCAAUUACAGAAUGUGUUACCUUAAAUUUUACAUCAGUAGACCGUGGACUUUGUUGCAAUGUCUUUUUCUUCAGAUAACUUAUGUCAAAGUAUUUAAUAACUGCUAAGUAUUUGCUAAUCCAGUAUUUGUGGUAGAUAAAUGUACCCUGUAUGUUGAGGUACAACAUAAUAAUUGAUUAAAUUAUGAAUAUAUGGCUCAGUUGUUGCAGUUCGGUCAGGGUAGUUCUAUUAGUGUCCUUAAACAACCGCACAAGAAGUAUAUUUUUACGUCAAAUCUGAUGGUGACGUUUACAAAGACAUUUCGAAGCAAAUCAACCAAUGAGAUCACAAACCGGAGAAACUGUUUGAGCAGCGUCACAUCUAAGUACUGACACCCUAUUUUUCUGGGUUCAUCCAUCAUGGGCUGCGGUGAGAAUGAGUGGUCAAGCAGAGCGGCAGACUCUUAAUUGAGAUGGGCGUGCAGGACGGGUUGUACCGGUGGGAAGAGAUAUCUGACCCCAACCUCCGCCGGAGUGCAAAUACUCGAUAGACUGUGACAAAUCAUAAAAGCACUUUUGGAAUGCCAACAGAUGAAACUGUAGCAAACAACAAAGGAAGACUUAUUUGUGUCGAGUGGGCUGACGUGCGUGAGACAGCCGAACACAGCAGGCUGUGAUGCAGAUGAUGCUUUGGACAACAGAUUGAUGAUGUUGUCAUGACAACGAUGACGGUCUCACAUCAAAUACAAACUUUUCAGGCAAUCUUCUGUGUUGUCAAGGCUAUAUAAAACAUUUAAUGCCGCUCUGUUCUGUGUAUCAUAGGGCCUCUCAGUUUGCCUCACCUGGAGUUCCUGUGUAGUCCUGUGUCCAUCAGUCUGCUAAACAAGUGGAUUAAUGAUUAUUUAACUAAACUGUGUGUGGUUCUAACUUCGUAGAUGAAUAGAGUGGCCAAGCAUAUCUCUCCUGAGCUGCUGCACUAGCUAGAACGGCUUUGUAUUACACUUA
This is a messenger RNA of Carassius carassius (crucian carp), 2107 nucleotides long. RefSeq names its product protein cornichon homolog 2. The coding region runs from base 224 to 706 and encodes 160 amino acids. Gene Ontology annotation, cellular component: synapse; dendrite. The transcript is spliced from 6 exons. Gene Ontology annotation, biological process: regulation of AMPA receptor activity; vesicle-mediated transport. The record is from RefSeq and is a predicted model, not a curated record. NCBI's taxonomy places the organism in Eukaryota, Metazoa, Chordata, Actinopteri, Cypriniformes, Cyprinidae.